GGGGGGGCGGGGGGUCGCGAGGGGCUUCGCAGCCGGACAGCCGCUUCAAGAUGGCUAUCGUGGACAAGAAGAAGCAGAUCAGCAUCCGCGGCUUGGUCGGGGUGGACAACGUGGUGGAGUUGAAAACGGGCUUCAACCGUCACCUGCACUUCACUCUGGCGAAGGACCGGAACGUGGCUCAAGUGCAGCACUACUACCUGGCCCUCGCGCACACCAUCAGCGACCUCUUGGUGGGGCGAUGGAUCCGCACUCAGCAGUACUACUACGAACAGAACCCUAAGAGAAUUUACUAUUUGUCCCUAGAGUUCUACAUGGGUCGCACUCUGCAAAAUACUAUGAUUAAUUUGGGUCUGCAGAAUGCUUGUGAUGAAGCUAUGUACCAGAUGGGCUUAAACAUUGAUGAACUGGCAGAUGUUGAGGAGGAUGCUGGUCUUGGCAAUGGAGGUUUAGGCAGACUUGCAGCCUGUUUUCUUGAUUCAAUGGCAACACUGGGCCUCGCUGCAUAUGGAUAUGGCAUAAGAUAUGAAUAUGGUAUUUUCAACCAAAGGAUUAAGGAUGGUUGGCAGGUGGAGGAGCCUGAUGACUGGUUGCGACUUGGCAAUCCUUGGGAAAAGCGUCGUCUAGAAUAUGAAGUACCAGUUCAUUUCUAUGGCCGAGUAGAAUAUCAUGGUGAUAGAGCUCAGUGGGUGGAUACAGAGAUAACUUUUGCAACACCAUAUGAUACUCCAGUGCCAGGAUAUCUAAACAAUACUGUGAACACCAUGAGGCUCUGGUCUUCCAAAGCACCAAAUAGCUUCAAUCUACAAAGCUUUAAUAUUGGGGGUUAUAUUGACGCAGUGCUAGACAGAAACCAAGCUGAGAAUAUUAGUAGAGUCCUCUACCCUAAUGAUAAUUUUUUUCAGGGAAAAGAGUUGAGACUAAAGCAGGAGUACUUUGUGGUAUCUGCUUCUCUCCAAGAUAUUAUGCGACGUUUCAAAAAUUCCAAAAAAGGUUGCAAGGAUAAUGUUAAAGCAUGCUUUGAUUCAUUCCCGGAAAAGGUGGCAAUUCAGCUCAAUGACACUCAUCCUGCCUUGGCAAUCCCUGAGCUCAUGAGAAUUUUAAUGGACAUCGAGAAGCUAGCGUGGGAUCAGGCCUGGGAAAUCACCAAGCGCACAUUUGCGUAUACUAAUCACACAGUUUUGCCUGAAGCCCUUGAACGCUGGCCAAUUGACCUAUUUGAGAAACUCUUACCAAGACACCUGCAGAUUGUCUAUGAGAUUAACCACAAAUUUCUAGAAAAAGUCAAAGCUCUAUAUCCGAACGAUAAUGAUCGUUUAGGACGGAUGUCCCUUGUAGAAGAAGAAGGGAUGAAAAGAAUAAAUAUGGCACACCUUUGCAUUGUUGGUUCUCAUGCAGUGAAUGGUGUAGCCAGGAUUCACUCUCAAAUCAUAAAGAAGAAAAUUUUUAAAGACUUUAGUGAGAUUGAACCGGCAAAGUUUCAGAAUAAGACGAAUGGAAUCACUCCAAGGCGAUGGCUCUUGCUCUGCAACCCAGGUCUGGCAGAUAUUAUCGCUGAGAAAAUAGGACAAGACUAUCUUAAAGACUUGGGUCAAUUAAAAAAACUGCAUGCCUUUAUAAACGAUGAUCGUUUCAUUCAGGAGAUUGCAACGGUGAAACAGGAAAACAAAGCCAAGCUUGCUCGUUCCUUAGAAAAACAAUACCACCUUAAGAUAAAUUUAUCUUCCAUCUUUGAUGUGCAAGUGAAGAGAAUCCAUGAGUACAAACGACAGCUCAUGAACGUCCUUUUCAUGAUUCUGAUGUACAAUAGGAUUAAAACCAAUCCCAACAAGCAAUUUGUUCCAAGAACAGUUAUGAUCGGUGGAAAAGCUGCUCCUGGCUAUCAUAUGGCUAAAUUGAUUAUUAAACUCAUCACUUCUGUGGCAGAUGUGGUGAACCAUGACCCUGUAAUUGGAAACAAAUUGAAAGUCAUCUUCCUGGAGAACUACAAAGUCACUUUGGCUGAAAAGGUCAUUCCAGCAACUGACCUGUCACAGCAGAUCUCUACAGCUGGCACAGAGGCUUCUGGUACAGGAAAUAUGAAAUUCAUGUUGAACGGAGCCCUGACCAUUGGCACUAUGGAUGGAGCAAAUGUGGAAAUGGCAGAGGAAGCUGGUGAAGAAAAUUUGUUUAUUUUUGGCAUGAGAGUUGAAGAUGUGGAAAAAUUAGACUUAAGAGGAUAUGAUGCUUCAGAAUAUUACAGAAAGAUUCCAGAACUAAAAGAGGUGAUUGAUCAGAUCAGCAGUGGAUACUUUUCUCCAAAACAACCUGAUCUUUUCAGAGAUAUUGUGAAUAUGCUUUUUCAUCAUGAUAGGUUUAAAGUGUUUGCUGAUUUCGAAGAUUAUGUCAAAGCCCAAGACAAAGUCAGCCAUUUGUACUUGAACCAAAAGGAAUGGACUAAAAUGGUCAUUAAAAAUAUUGCUUCUUCUGGGAAAUUCUCCAGUGAUCGAACUAUCACUGAUUAUGCCAAAGAAAUCUGGGGUGUGACACCUGGUGCCUUGAAAGUUCCUAACGCUCCCAACCAAUCUUAAAAGCAUUCCUUCAUACAAAUUAAUAUUAAUAUUGUUGUACUGUAAAAAUUGUAGUACUCUGUUUUCUGCUUCAACUAAAUAAAAUAUUAUAAUUUAA
Molecule: messenger RNA, 2664 nt
Organism: Callorhinchus milii (elephant shark)
Lineage: Eukaryota; Metazoa; Chordata; Chondrichthyes; Chimaeriformes; Callorhinchidae
Gene: pygl
Product: phosphorylase, glycogen, liver
Exons: 20
Coding region: 51-2567 (838 amino acids)
Biological process (GO): glycogen catabolic process
Cellular component (GO): cytoplasm
Molecular function (GO): pyridoxal phosphate binding; glycogen phosphorylase activity
Source: RefSeq, a predicted model, not a curated record